This is a messenger RNA of Suncus etruscus (white-toothed pygmy shrew), 974 nucleotides long. RefSeq names its product transcription elongation factor A like 1 (gene TCEAL1). The coding region runs from base 23 to 529 and encodes 168 amino acids. Lineage: Eukaryota; Metazoa; Chordata; Mammalia; Eulipotyphla; Soricidae. The record is from RefSeq and is a predicted model, not a curated record. The transcript has a single exon.
CUUAAAGGAGCCGGUGGUCAGCAUGGACAAAUCCUGCCUAGAAAACGAGCAGGCCCAGAGAACGGCCGCUCCGGAGGACGAUCUGCCUCCCAAGGAGUCCUCUUCGGAAGAGCAAUCCUCAGAGGAGGAGGAGGACGACGACGACGAGGAAGAGCUGGAGGAAGAGGAAAAGGAAGAAGAGGAAGAAGAAUUCUCUCCCGAGGAUCUCCUUCCGGAGCUCCUUCCAGAGAUACUGGUCUCGGAGGAGCGCCCGGUUCUCGAGCGCCUUUCUAGGAAGGAACUUUUUGAGGCGCGCCCCCCCAUGGAGCAGCCUCCGUGCCGAGUGGGGAAGCACAAGCUGGAAGAAGGCAAUUUUAAAGAACGGUUGGCUCGCUCUCGCCCCCAGUUUUCGGGAGACAUCCACGGUCGGCAUUUAAGCAACGAGGAGAUGAUAAAGGUAGCCGAGGACAUGGAAGAAAUGAAAAGGGUGCGAAACAAAAUGAUGAUCAUGCAUUGGAAGGCAAGACGGAACCGUCCUUACCCCAUUUAAUUGGUUGAGGUUCCUUGAUUUCUGAUUUGUUUCAGAGCAGUGUUAACACUUGACGUUGUUUUGUGUGGUCCAAAAUCACUCCCCUUGCCCGGCCCCAGUCUCUUUCAUUUAAUGUUUUCUAUUUGGCUGUGUCUUGGGUGUUUUGCUUGUUACUAGCAUAAAAAUGCACCAUGACCAGACCAUCCACACGUCUCUUUCAAACCACAGUUGCAUGGAAAAGGUGUACAGUAUAUAUUGUGAGGUGGGAAAAGAUAUAAUUUUCAAAACGUAUAUGUACUUUAUCAUUUUUGUUAAAAAGUGUAUAUAUAAUGCAAAGAAAACACAAAAAGCAUAUAUGUAAAAGGCUUAACAGUGGCUAACUGGUAAGCGAGUUUUACUUUAUUUUUCACUUAUGCUUUGUAAAGUUUUCUCCAUAUUUCAAGACACAUUCUAUUUGUGCUGUAAA